AUGGAUCAAGCAAAGAAAGAAGUCAUCUUGAGGGUAGCGAAAGAGAUCGUCGGGUCAAAACUCGUUGUUUUUAGCAAAUCCACAUGCGGGUUCUGCAGGGAGGCGAAAGAAAUUCUCACGGAUAUGCUGGGCAUGAAUGCAAGUGCUAUGAGAGUCGUCGAGCUUGACCUCAUCGACAACGGAAGUGACAUUCAACAAGUGUUGAGAAUGAUGACUGGGAUCGCAACGGUUCCCAACAUUUUCAUCGGUGGGAAGAGCGUGGGUGGCUGCUCGGAACUGAAAGAGCUGAAGGGGAAGGGCGUUCUCCAUCGCUUGCUGUGUGAGGCCAGUCUUCAGCCUCUCAAGCCAGGAGAUAAGAUUCCCAACGUUCAAGUACAAGUGCUUCGAUCUUCGAAGGAUGGCAAGCUAGUGGCUGAACAAGUCGAAAGCUUGAAACUGUUUGAAGGGAAAACAAGUGUUCUGUUCGGAGUUCCAGCAGCAUACUCUCCAUCGUGUUCGGAGAGACACUUGCCCAGUUACAUUCAACAUUUCGAUGAGUUGAAAUCCAAGGGAGUGGAUCAAGUGUUCUGCAUUUCGGUCAACGAUGCAUUCGUUAUGAAGGCCUGGGCCUCUAGCCAUGACAUGGACAAAAGGAUUUCCUUCAUUGCCGACGGGAAUGGAGAGUUGAUCGAAAAGAUGGGUCUAGCACAAGAUUCCAGAAAAGCAGGGAUGGGAAUGAGGUCAAGGAGGUUCGCAUGCAUUGUGAGGGAUGGUGUUGUUGAGUACAUGGCUAUCGACAAACCAAUGCAGACGGACAUUUCUUUAGCUGAUCGAAUGAUUCCUCAUCUCUCCAAGUUGUAA
Guillardia theta CCMP2712 is the source of this 840-nucleotide messenger RNA. RefSeq lists its product as hypothetical. Gene Ontology annotation, cellular component: cytoplasm. Gene Ontology annotation, molecular function: thioredoxin peroxidase activity. Lineage: Eukaryota; Cryptophyceae; Pyrenomonadales; Geminigeraceae. Bases 1 to 840 code for a protein of 279 amino acids. The transcript is spliced from 11 exons. The record is from RefSeq and is a predicted model, not a curated record. Gene Ontology annotation, biological process: cell redox homeostasis; cellular response to oxidative stress; hydrogen peroxide catabolic process.